Schistocerca piceifrons (Central American locust) is the source of this 2741-nucleotide messenger RNA. Its product is annotated as CYFIP-related Rac1 interactor B. Gene Ontology annotation, biological process: regulation of actin filament polymerization. The coding region runs from base 317 to 1312 and encodes 331 amino acids. Gene Ontology annotation, molecular function: small GTPase binding. The transcript has 10 exons. Lineage: Eukaryota; Metazoa; Arthropoda; Insecta; Orthoptera; Acrididae. The record is from RefSeq and is a predicted model, not a curated record.
CGAAUUUCGUAUAAAAAAGUUAGCUUGAUGUGAUUGUUAAACAAAACAAAUUCUGACUUCCAUUGUUUGCAAAUGACGAUUUGUGUUCAUAUUUGCGAGCAGAUUAGUGAAAGUGCUACAAGAAAAAGUCGUAGCAACGUUUUAUUAGGCGGUUGUAAAUGUCUUUGCGGCUACGAUUUUAUUUGUCUUAAGCGGCUUAAAAGCCGGUUUCAAAAUUUUUCUAUAGACUGCUCUUGAAAAAGGUGGAGUAGUUAGUGGACCGUGAUGGUGUGGUAGAACAAAAUAAAAAGCAGUUUGACAGAGCUCUUACUUGAAGAUGGGCAAAUUAUUAAGCCUUCUUGCAAGAGAUGACUCAAAUUGUUGUUCACCACAAAAAUAUGAUGUGUUCCUUGAUUUUGAAAAUGCACAGCCAACUGAGACGGAGCAAGAAACAUUUGAAGAGGUACAAAGGGUCUUGAGAAACUCAGAAUCGAUUUUGGAAGACAUCCAGUGUUAUAAGGGAGCAGGAAAAGAAAUAAGAGAGGCUAUUUCAUCACCUACUGAAGAGUAUCAGAAGAAAGCCUGGCAGGCAGUGAUGCCUCUGGUUACAAAACUGAAAAGGUUUUAUGAAUUUUCUACAGAACUUGAGGCUGUAGUUCCAAAGAUUUUAUUCCAGCUGUGUUCGGGCUCAAUGACUCCUACCCAACAUUUAGAAACUCAACAAGCUCUGGUCAAGCAGUUUGCUGAAAUUCUUGAGUUUGUACUGAAAUUUGAUGAAUACAAGAUGAAAACACCAGCUAUACAGAAUGACUUCAGUUACUAUCGUCGCACCAUAACACGGCAGCGAAUGUCAAGCAGUGAUGGUUAUGAGCACCCUGAUACAAGAGAAGUGACAAAUGAGCUGGCCAAUCACAUGUCAUUAUUUUAUGCUCAUGCUACUCCCAUGCUGAAGGUUCUGAGUGAAGCAACUACAAGAUUUGUUGCAGAGAAUCAGGACAUCCCUAUUGAAAAUACAACAGAAACUCUAGGUACUAUGGCAAAAGUUUGUUUGCGGAUGCUGGAAAAUCCGAAUUUGAUAGCCCAGUUCCAAAGAGAAGAAACACAGCUUUUCGUUCUACGAGUAAUGGUUGGACUUGUCAUUUUGUAUGAUCAUGUACAUCCACAAGGAGCAUUUGUGAAGGCUUCUAAUGUUGAUGUAAAGGGUUGUGUGAAGCUCCUUAAAGAUCAGCCUGCUGCUCGAUCAGAAGGUCUCUUAAAUGCAUUAAGGUACACUACUAAGCAUCUGAAUGAGGAGGCAACACCAAAGAAUAUAAAAAAUCUUCUUGCAGCAUGAGGAACACUGCUAUUUAGUGAUAAUAUUGUUAUCAUUGCACAGUUAUAGGUGUUCUGCUCAAUGUGUACUCUGACACUAACUUGAGCAGGAUGAAAAAAACAGCAGAUGUUUUGUGUGACGUAUGUGCAUAUGAAUAAAUCAAUGGAUUAUAUAGAGAAGAUUCAUAUUCGUGUAAACAUUCAAACAGCAAAUGUUAUCACCAGUGUGUGCAUUACAGUACAUGUGAAAUUGUGUAUAUUGUGUCUCUUGAAAGUCUGCAUUGAAAAGGACUGGUUGCUUAGUGUCUGUUGAAGUUCUUGCCAGAUAAACACCCUUAAAAUUAGAUUGGUUAUGCAUCUUAAAAAUACAGUGGGCAAGAAGCAAGCAAAUUAUUUGAAUGUGUGACUGCCUGUGGACAGUUUGUGAAAUUAUGGUCCAUAUUAUAUAAGUUGCUGUUUCAUGAGAAACAAACUAUGGAGUUCCAUGGACAUAAUUCACUUUAAAAAAGUCCAAUUCCAUCAUGAUUAAUGUGGUUACAAGUUGUUCCAGUAAAGCUUUAAAAUUUUGCCUGCAAUAGAGUAAACUCUAUUAAAAUUCUUUAUGUUUAUGUGACGGUAAACUCCUUGAAGAAAAGUAUCAGAGCAAUUUAUUAUAUUAAGUAUUACUUUGAAGUUUAUGUGAACAAAUGUCAGAAUUUAUUUAUGUAACCAUAUUAGGCUGCCUGUACAUUUCAAUCAACUGAUUAUUUAAUAAACCAGUUGAAAUUUUAUUAAAAAAACUUGCAUGUCCCUCACUUGCAUAGUGACAUGCAGGAUAAAUAUCCUUCAUUCUCUUCCGUAGUGUUCUUAUAAUGAAAGAACCUUCCAAGUGAUGGUUUUCUUUAUCACUCUUCGAAAAUAUUCAAGCUUCCAUUAUGAUAACUGUGAUGCAUAUUGUUUGGUGUCACUGCCACUGUUUGAAAGAGUCUCUUUUGCUAUUGUGUGUUCAUUGAAAUAUAUUAAGUGUUUUAAUUUAUUAACAAAAUGUCAAAAUGUAUAGGUCACAGCAGUUGAUACAAGAAUAGAAGUAGAUUUUGACUGAUGCUGCAUUGGCAUGGGCAAGAGAGAGAGAGAGUGUGUGUGUGUGUGUGUGUGUGUGUGUGUGUGUGUGUGUGUGUGUGUCAGAUUUUUUAAAACAGUUUUCACGGUGUAGUUACUCAACUGCAAAAUGCGAGCAUGAUAUGUGCAACAGGAAAAAGGCACAAUUUAAUGCGUAUGCUCAAGAGAUCAUUCCACACAUUUUUUAAAUAAUUUUGUGAAUAUGCUUUGAAGUUAUUACAUUUUCAGCCGUGCCUGUUGUAAAGCAAUGUAUUUAAGAAAGAAAUUAAAAUUAUUCUGUCAGAACUGAAAUUGCACUUGAAGUUGGAUUGAUGCAUGCAUGCGUGCACGUGUGUGUGUGUGUGUGUGUGUGU